This is a messenger RNA of Episyrphus balteatus (marmalade hoverfly), 765 nucleotides long. RefSeq lists its product as uncharacterized. Lineage: Eukaryota; Metazoa; Arthropoda; Insecta; Diptera; Syrphidae. The coding region runs from base 1 to 765 and encodes 254 amino acids. The record is from RefSeq and is a predicted model, not a curated record. The transcript has 4 exons.
AUGUCAACAAACCAGCCGCCCUCACUACUGGAUAAUUCAACAUUUUUAACCAGCUUUGCAGAACAAAAACUACUUGAAAAUUUCUUACGAGGCACAAAAUUAAUGAAAGUAAUCGAAGACAAAACAGAACAAUUCAUCAACAAGUACACCGCUUCCAAAAAACCCGAAGAUGCUCGUGCUCCAAUUGUUCUCGAUUUAACUUUGCAUUACAAAGAUUUGAAAGAAAGAUCACAAACUCUUUUAUGUUUCUUGACUUUCGAACCAAUAGAAUUUUUAGAUUCAGCUAAAUAUUUAAUUUAUUCAUUGAUUAAAACGAUUGUAAAAGAUUCAUCGAACACGAUUUUAAAAACACUGCACUGCGAACAAGUUCAUGUUCGUUUUCGUUUCAUGGGAUUGCCAUUGGAAGAAGGAUUAGUCUAUGAUAUUACUCCGAAUAGUUAUCCAGGUGGUUUGGCGGUAUUGGUUUGUGUUUUGUGUGCAUAUACAGAACCUGAGUUUUAUACGAUUCAAUCAAUUUGGUACUGUACUACAGGCUGCCAAACUAACCUUAUCAAAAAAGAAGUAACUAAAGCGCCAAAUUGCUAUAAUUGUGCUCGCCCAAUGAGCGAAUAUUCGGCACUGCGUUGUAUGGGCAAAUACCGUCUACUAAAAGUAUUUCCCAUUCGGAGUGUUUCAACUCCAAGAGUAUUUAACAAAAUCUUUCGUUCUCAAAUUGUUCAUUUAAAAGGUAAAAUUUUCAAAAAAAAAAAAACAAAUACAUACUAA